This is a messenger RNA of Prorocentrum cordatum, 552 nucleotides long. NCBI's taxonomy places the organism in Eukaryota, Dinophyceae, Prorocentrales, Prorocentraceae. The record is from the annotation of a GenBank genome assembly.
GGCGAUGACCCGCGGGGACCGCCACGCGGCCCUGGGCUCCUCAGAGUUGGGCUUCGGCCAGAUGGACGUGAUGACCAGCUCCUACUCGCUCAAGGCCCUAGCCAAGUUGCUCAUGGACGUCUCGAGGUCUGCGCCGCAAAGCGCUGCGAAGCAGGAGCUCAUUGCGCAGGGCAUCGACGGCCUCGACGGCGUCGGCUUUGGCGGCGAGAGGACCCUGAAGCCGAACAACCUGAAACAGUUCCUGAACAGGUUGCUGGGCUGCACCUGUGCCGUGCAGAGGAGCCUCUUUGACGCGCUCGCCUUCAGGAUCAAGGAGCUGGAGGACGCGGAUCGGAAGGACGGCACCUUCGACCAGGGCGUGGUGUCCCUCAACCGCGGCGGCAGGUGGGGGCGGCUGCGGUCCAUCGACGAAGUCGACGCGAGGCCGCUCGCCGACGGGGCAGGCGGCCUGACGCUCCGCCGGCUCCGCCUGGACCGCGGCCUGCCUUUCGAGGCGGCCGCCGCGCUGCUGCGCGGGGCGGCGCCCGACGCCCUGCAGCUGCAGGGGUUCUA